Messenger RNA from Drosophila novamexicana, 1486 nucleotides. RefSeq names its product probable WRKY transcription factor protein 1. Gene Ontology annotation, cellular component: transcription regulator complex; nucleus. The coding region runs from base 81 to 1322 and encodes 413 amino acids. The transcript has 4 exons. NCBI's taxonomy places the organism in Eukaryota, Metazoa, Arthropoda, Insecta, Diptera, Drosophilidae. Gene Ontology annotation, biological process: regulation of transcription by RNA polymerase II. The record is from RefSeq and is a predicted model, not a curated record.
AUUUUGGUAGUGGCAGCAAAAGAGACCCCAACCAAACACUUAAGAGUGAGUUAAGAGAGAAAGAGAGAACUAUUCUGGCCAUGGCCUUCUCGCGCCACAACAUCGAAAAGCGCCGACUCAUCGAGCUAGUUCGCCUCAAUCCCAUACUCUGGGACUGCCGUCUGCCCCACUACAAGCGCUCCGACAAAAAGAAGGCCAUCAAAUGGAACGAACUUGGCCGCAUGUUCAACGUGAACGGGGAGCGAGUGCAGCGCACCUUCACCUCGCUCCGAGAGAUCUUCAGGCGGGAGCUGAAUCACGAGAAGAUGCUGGGCACCACGCGCUUCAAGUCCAAAUGGGAAUACUACGAUGCCAUGGCAUUUCUCAAGGAAGUCAUCAGGGAGCGCAAAUCUCGUGAGCGCAUCAAGAACACUUCCGUGGACAGCAACAAUAACAACAACAACAACAACAAUACAAAUAGCAACAGCAACAGCAAUAACAACAACAAUAGCGUGGCUCACGAUGAAUACCAAUAUUUCGCGCCCAGCGAUCCAAACAAUCCCAACAAUCAGCCAUUGAAAGCGAACAUCGCAACAGUUAGUCAAGCGCCGCCAAUCCUGCCCAGCAUUAGCCAGUUGCCCGUCGGGCUGCAGCAGCAGGCACAGCAUCUGCAGGCGCUUCAACUGCAGCCGGACGUGACAUUGACAUCGCUGCAGAAGACAACGCCAGCCAUUGUCCUGCCCCUGACAGUUGCCCCAAUGCCGGCCACAUCGCCAGCUGCGGUGCAGCUGUGCAGCAGUUCGCGUUCGUGCAGCAGUUCACCCUCCAUUUACAUCAAGGACGAGCCAGACUCGCCAGACGAGACGAGCAGUCGGUCGGCGUUCAAGUCGCGCCAGAAAUUGGCCACCAUACGACCGCAGACCAAGCAGCAGUUGAAGGAACGCCUUCGGGUGGCCAAGGGGGGCGGCGGGAGCGGGCUCUAUGCAACGCCACCGCCGCAUCUGAUUAUCAGUACCAACAACGAGCUGAUCGACGUGGAUGCUGGUGACUUGGAGGAUGACGAUGACGACGAUUUGGAGUACGACGAUGAUGAGGAUGACGUUGAGGACCGGACGGCCUGUCCGCCCAAAUCCGGCGUUAAUAUGCUCGCCGCCGACGGUCAACUCUCGCCUGGCAGCAGCUUCACUGGCGCCGGCGCGACAAGUGCGCGCCAUCAGCCUAGUCCCCGGGAGCUGCUCUACAUCAAGUUUGGUGACUUUCUUGCCGCACGACUGAAUACCCUGCACGAAACGGUAGCCAAUGAGCUGAUGAACAAGAUCCUACUGCUAAUUGCCGAGAAGUGAGGAGUGGAAAGUGCAGUUCGCCACGUGAAUCGAGGGAUCUAAUCCGUGCUAGCUGUGUGAGCGACGGUUGCGUUAAACUGAAGCAAACAGCUAUCAUCGAUUGUGGGCGUGGCUAAACGUUAUGUAAUCUCGUUACAGCGUUUAGCAAUAAAUGAGUCUGUAUA